AUGAUUGAAAUUUUAUAUAAUGGACGAGAGUUUCUUGAUAUUGCUACUGAAGAUAAUAUGGAAAAUAUUUUAAAAUUAAACGCUACAGACAUUCAACAAAAGACGAUCUGGUGAAAUAUAAGCCAAUUAAGCUACAAAGAAGUAAAUGAAGCUAUUGAAAAUAUGUAUAAACACCCUUUUGUGGCUUACUUUGCAGGAACUUUAGAAGAUGAAAUUGAAUCAAACGAGCUUUCAUUUUUCAGACAUAAUUCUUCAAAUUUUGCAACUAUAAACUUAGAUAAUUUACAGAUUUCUUCUACAGUAACUCUUCCAAAUCAUUAGCAAUAAAAAUGGAAUGAUAUGAUCUCUUCCAGAAGCUUAGGUUUUCAAAGCUAAUCUCAUAUUUAAACGAUCAAAAUAAUAAUCAGUUAUUGAUUUAAGAUUCAGAUAAUAAAGAUAUUUAAAUGAUUGAACAUUUAUAAGGUAUUAAAUUCUUAUAGCUAAUAUAUAUAAAUAAGUAAAAAAAAUAUAUAAAAAUUUAUAUUUCGAGAAGCUUCUACAGAUUCUGCUUUAUUUAGAAAAUUUAUGGAGAGCUCAAGGUUAGAUAUGCGCAAUAUCAUUGAAUUGGAAGUUAAUUCUUAUAAUAAUUAGCUUGCACCUAACUCUCCCAACUCAAGAAUCAAUCCAUGGGUAUACAGGAAGCUGCAUACUUCCUGAUAAAACUUAUUUUUAUGGCUGCAAUAAUAAUUCUAGUUCAGCCACCACAUUUACGAUCGACAAAAAUAAAAAUUUAAAGCAGCUGCAAAACUCAAAGGUUAAUUAUAAUGUUUUUCCUAUUUUUUUCAAUAAUUAUAUCUAUUUAAUAGGAGGAAACAAUAAUCUGGCUGAGAGGUAUGAUUUUAAACAAAAUGUGAGAAAGUAUGGCUCCUCUGCCCCAAGGUUUAAAUUUUAA
This is a messenger RNA of Blepharisma stoltei, 931 nucleotides long. NCBI's taxonomy places the organism in Eukaryota, Ciliophora, Heterotrichea, Heterotrichida, Blepharismidae. The record is from the annotation of a GenBank genome assembly.